This is a messenger RNA of Cryptococcus wingfieldii CBS 7118, 468 nucleotides long. RefSeq lists its product as hypothetical. The record is from RefSeq and is a predicted model, not a curated record. The transcript has 5 exons. Lineage: Eukaryota; Fungi; Basidiomycota; Tremellomycetes; Tremellales; Cryptococcaceae. Bases 1 to 468 code for a protein of 155 amino acids. Gene Ontology annotation, molecular function: protein binding.
AUGAGCACCCAGCAGCCACUGCAAUCUGCAUCCUCGACCUCGCUGGCCAAGGUGCCCCCCGUGGACGACAGUCCCCAGCCUGACAAGGUGCACCUGAAAGUUCUUGUCAUCUCUGGGCAAAAUCACGUCUACUCUUUCGAGCCGGAUUGUACAGUUGGGAGAGUGAAGGAGCUCGUAUGGAGCUCGUGGCCGAAAGAGUGGACAGAUCCCGCUCAGCCACCAUUCCCGAGUUACCUGAGAAUUCUGCAUAGCGGAAAAAUACUACAGGACGACACCAGCUUGUCAUCGAACAAACUUCCGGCCGGUCCUUCUUCAUCUCCACCUACAGUCGUCCAUAUCUCUGUCAGAUCAUUCUCUAUCAAAGGUGAUGACGACCCGAAAAAACCCUCAGCACACCGGGGUCUCAGCCGUCAGAGUGUGAGGGCGGCCGAUGAUGAAGUCGGCGGGUGCAAGUGCGUUAUCAUGUGA